UGUCUAAGCGGUAGUUGGCCUUUUUUGUUUCCCACCCGCAGAUAUGCUUAUUCCAGACCGGUAAUACUGAGAGGCCUGUCCGAUAACACAAAGUUCCAGUUCCUGUGCUCCAAGAGCAGCCUGCUGCAGCAGUACGGGGACAGGCUGGUGCGCCUCAGCACGGCCAACACCUACUCCUACAGGAAAGUGGACGUCUCGUUCCGGGAGUUCCUGACACACUUCCUCCGGCCCCAGUCUCUGGACACUCUGGGAAGCGACACGCUGUACUUCUUUGGUGACAACAACUUCACGGAGUGGCAGAGUCUGUUUGCGCACUACCGACCUCCCCCCUAUGUUCUCCCUCACACCAGCGGGGCCUACAGCUUCGGGAUAGCAGGUCCUGGGACAGGAGUCCCCUUCCACUGGCACGGCCCUGGGUACUCCGAAGUCAUCUAUGGGAGGAAGCGGUGGUUCCUGUACCCACCAGAGAAACAGCCCCAUUUCCACCCCAAUCGGACCACACUGUCCUGGGUAAUGGAGUCAUAUCCAGAGCUGCCCCCAGAUGAGAAGCCUGUGGAGUGUACCAUCCGUCCAGGGGAGGUGCUAUACUUCCCUGACCGCUGGUGGCAUGCCACCCUCAAUCUGGACACUGGCGUCUUCAUCUCCACAUUCCUGGGAUGAGUGCCUGGGAUAUCACAGUUCCUCCAAGGGAAGGCCAAGUCUCCUCUUCCUCUUGGGUUCUGGGAAAAAGACUUAUUUAUGGUGUCAGGGAGCAGAUUUCCUGACCUGCGGUGGACACUUGAAAUUGCAGCGAAGAACUGGACUCUCACUCAUGAUCUGUUACCAAUUACAUGAUUUCCUUUGGCCGUUCCUUUCAAACAGUGUUAUAAUACUUACAGUCCAGGGUAAGACUCCUUUUACUGAAUUCACGCUCAUCGG
Molecule: messenger RNA, 918 nt
Organism: Lepisosteus oculatus (spotted gar)
Lineage: Eukaryota; Metazoa; Chordata; Actinopteri; Semionotiformes; Lepisosteidae
Source: RefSeq, a predicted model, not a curated record